AUGACGUGGACAAGGGGUCCCACAAUCGGCCGGGGCUCCUCCGCCGUCGUGUCCCUAGCCACCGGCGCCGACGGCGACAUCUUCGCCGUUAAAUCCGCCUAUCUUUCAUCUUCCACCUUCCUAAGGAAAGAGGAAACUCUGAUUUCCCACCUCUGCUCCCCUCACGUCGUCAAGUGCUUGGGCUCCGACACAACGCGCGAAAACGGCAAACACCUUUUCAAUCUGUUCCUGGAGUAUGUUCCCGGCGGCACGCUCUCCGAUCAGAUCAGAAAACGCGGCGGCGCGCUCGAUGAAACCGCGAUUCGCUCUUACGGCCGCCAAAUCCUGCUGGGGCUGAGCUACCUCCACCAGCAGGGGAUGGCCCACUGCGACAUCAAGGGCCAGAACAUCCUGAUCGGGGACGCCGGCCUGAAAAUCGCCGACUUCGGGUGCGCGAGGUGGGUGGCCCACGGCGGUCCCGACGCCUUCUCCGGCACGCCCGCGUACAUGGCGCCGGAGGUCGCCCGCGGCGAGGAGCAGGGUUUCGCGGCGGACGUGUGGGCCUUCGGCUGCACGGUCGUCGAGAUGGCCACCGGAUCCGGGCCGUGGCCGGAGAUGAAGGAUCCGGCGGCGGCGCUGUACAGAAUCGCGUUCUCCGGAGACCUGCCGGAGACGCCGGGCGGGCUGUCCGACGAGGCCGCGGACAUGCUCGCUAGGUGUUUGAUGAGUGACCCGAGUGAGAGGUGGACGGCGGCUCAGCUCCUGGAGCACCCGUUCUUUAAUUCCGUUGAGGAGGAGGAGAUUGAGUGUCGGGAAAUUAGGGAGCUAAUAAGAAAAUCUCCGACGAGUGUGAUGGAUCAAGGGAUUUGGGAUUCUCUGGAGGACUCCCAAUUUUCUGAAACUCCGGCUGAAAUCGACUUGUAUUCGGAUUCUCCGGCGGAUCGGGUCCGGGCUUUGGUCGGAGGUGAUUUUCCGGCAAGCUUGGGGUUUUCGGGCUGGGCAGAUGAGGAAGAUUGGAUCACGGUCAGAGGCAAUGUUCAAAAUUCUGAAGAUUUAUUCCAAAAUUCUUCUGAAAAUUUAAUUCAAAAUUCCCUAAGUUUAGUUCAAAAUUCCGAAAAUUUAAUUCGAAUCUCUGAAGAUUUAGCAGUGGAAGAAGGUAUUCGAAUUCAGAGCUCUGUUUGGGUCGAGGAUUUUAUGAUGGAUUAUUAUAGUUUUGAAGGAAAUAUUGAAUUCUUUCCAGUUACACACAUUGAGAGUGUGAAUGAAUGUUUUAUAUCGAACGGAAUUGUAAUGUAUGGAGAUUGUGAUAUCAAUGGAAUUGUUUCUUCAUCAAUAUCAGCCUUUUCUUCUGUGUCUCUGUUUUAA
Molecule: messenger RNA, 1344 nt
Organism: Striga asiatica
Lineage: Eukaryota; Viridiplantae; Streptophyta; Magnoliopsida; Lamiales; Orobanchaceae
Source: the annotation of a GenBank genome assembly